AUGGCUUCCAAAGAGGAGCCGGUCUGUCAGAUCUUCUCAUUUCAGGACUGUAAAACUUCUCCCGAUCCGAUCUUCGAGCUUCCCGCCCACUACCUGACCCCCACACCGGCCCCGAUAGUGAUCGAUAAUGGCUCCUUCCAGACCCGGGCCGACUGGGCGGCUCCAGCGGCGGAGGUUGCUGCUCCGCGAUUGCUCUUCAGGUCAGUGGCGGCGCGCAGCAGAGGAGCCGCACGCAGCGACACUCAGAUCGGCAACGACAUCCCUAACCUGGAGCCUCUGAGGUGGCUGCUGAAAAGCCAGUUCGACCGAAACGUGGUGGUCAACUUCGAGAUCCAGGAGCUGAUCUUUGACCAUGUGUUUACACACCUGGGCAUCACCUCAGAGGGCAGUGUUAACCACCCCAUCGUGCUGACAGAGGCGUCCUGCAAUCCGCUACACUGUCGGCAGAUGAUGUCAGAGUUACUGUUCGAGUGCUACCAGGUCCCGCACGUCUCCUAUGGCGUGGACGGCUUGUACAGUUUCUACCACAAUAACGCUCAAAGGAACCUCCAGUCUCCACACAACGGGAUCAUUCUGUCAUCAGGAUACCACUGCUCACACAUCCUGCCUGUCAUCAACGGCAGGUUGGAUGCAGUCAACUGUAAGCGUGUGAACGUGGCUGGGAGUCAGGCAGCAUCUUACCUGCAGCGCCUCCUCCAACUGAAAUACCCAGGUCACCUCACCGCCAUCACACUCAGCCGCAUGGAGGAGCUACUGCAUGAACACAGUUACACUGCUGUAGAUUAUCAUGAAGAGCUGGAAAAGUGGCGCAGCCCAGAGUAUUAUGAGCGGGAGGUUCAUCGUAUGCAACUUCCCUUCUCGGGCAAGGUACCGGGCGGCUGUGUGAGCGUGGAGGAGAGGCAAGAGAGACGAGCUCAGCAGCUUCGACGGCUUCAGGAGAUCAAUGCUCGUCGCAGGGAAGAGAAACUGCAGCAGGAUCAAGAGAGGCUGGACAGACUGCUGGCCGUACAGGAGCUGCUGGAGGACGGCCUGUUGGAUCACUUUCAUAAGAGCCUGGUGGAGCUCAACAUGGACUCUGCUGAAGAGCUGCAGUCGUACAUCAACAAGCUGCAGCUGGCUGUGGAGCAGGGUCGACAGAAACUGCUGCACAGCGACACAGCAGAGGGGAAGACGGAGGUGUCUGAGCUGGAGCAACCCAUGGACGAGGGAGACGGAGUGGCGCUGAUGGAUCCUGACUUCCCUGAGGACACGCUGCCAGAAAAAACUGCUAAUGUGGCUCAGCCGGUGUUCAACAUGGCAGAGUACCAUCAGCUGUUUGUGGGGACGGAGCGUCUGCGGUGUCCAGAGAUCCUCUUCCAGCCCUCGCUGUCUGGAGAGGACCAGAUGGGACUGAUGGAGACGCUGCAGUACGUCCUGGCCAGGUACACUCCAGAGCAGCAGGAGGCACUGGUGAGCAAUGUGUUUCUGACAGGAGGGAACAUGCAGUACCCUGGGAUGAAGGACAGAGUGGAGAGAGAACUGCGAGCUAUGAGGCCUUUCCAGUCACACUUCAAGGUGACCAUGGCGUCACGGCCGGCCUUGGACGCCUGGUAUGGGGCAAGAGACUGGGCCUUGGAGCAUCCACCUGGAGGUGGGGCAGCAGAGGGAUGGAUCAGCAGACAGGACUACGAGGAGAAAGGAGGCGAGUACCUGAGCGAGCACGGUUCCUCUAAUGUCUUCAUUCCCAUGAAGAUCGCCAAACCAGUUCCUGCUCGUCCCGCUGAGCCUUCUGUUACCAUGCCAACAGUAACAGGAACUACUACAGCCGUCACCACGGUUACAUCUGCUCUGACCUCUUCCUCUUCUGCUGUUACUGCUGAUGUUCGCAUGGUUACCUCCUAAUCUGAGAGAGCCACUCGAUUCAACAUAUAAAGGAGAAACCCACCAUCAGCUGUGUUUUCAGUGUUGAAUCAGACUCUGAUGUUCAUUUCAUUUCAUUCCAGGAAUUAUUUUCUUUUGUUCUCUUGUACCCUCUUGGUGCACCCACUUUCAUUGAACUGCUUCUACUUCAGCAAGUGACUUCUUAUGUUUCCAAGAAUGUCUUUCAGAAAGCUCAAGAGAGCAAUGUGUCAACUUGAAGCAAAAGGGCUGACACAUCAAUUCACUGUUUACUAUUUGAUGUUUCAGGCAACCUGAACUGCAUAAACUGACUAACUGGAAAUGAAAUAUAUCUCCAUGUAACAUUACAUCACCUGAUAAAGUAGUUCUCUGUUUUAAAUUAGAAAAUUAGAAAAUACAUCGCUAAGCAACAGUAUAGGCCUGGAUCCAAUCUACAUUAGCAGUAGCUGUUUUUUCCACUUUUCCUUUAACCACGUUCUUGUUCUCCAGUGAAUUUUGCAACUUCCUGUCUGGAACUGUUGCAAAUACAGCUUUGAUUGUUCAUAUUGAAUGGUCAUCAAAUUAAUUGU
Messenger RNA from Scomber japonicus (chub mackerel), 2447 nucleotides. RefSeq names its product actin related protein 5 (gene actr5). The transcript is spliced from 9 exons. Gene Ontology annotation, biological process: regulation of DNA-templated transcription. The coding region runs from base 1 to 1881 and encodes 626 amino acids. Gene Ontology annotation, cellular component: Ino80 complex; cytoplasm. The record is from RefSeq and is a predicted model, not a curated record. Lineage: Eukaryota; Metazoa; Chordata; Actinopteri; Scombriformes; Scombridae.